Cyclocybe aegerita is the source of this 459-nucleotide messenger RNA. The record is from the annotation of a GenBank genome assembly. Lineage: Eukaryota; Fungi; Basidiomycota; Agaricomycetes; Agaricales; Hemipholiotaceae.
AUGACAAUGACAAUGACGACGGCGAAUCGCCACGUCCACCGUCAACCGUGCAUGGACCACCUCACCAACGUGAACGCCGGCACCCCCACCCUGCUCCCGAACACGAACCCAAACGUGACAACGACAACGAUGACGAUGACGACGGCAAAUCGCCACGUCCACCGUCAAUCGUGCACGGACCACCUUGCAAACGCGAACACCGGUGCCCCCACCCUGCUCUUGCCGCUUGUUGUGCCCCAACCGUGCACGGACCACCUCGCCAACACGAAGGCCAGCGCCCCCACCCUGCUCUCGCUGCUUGUCGUGCCCCAACCGUGCAUGGACCACCUCGCCAAUGCUGGUGCCUCCGUCCACCACCGAAUGUGCACAGACUACCCACCCACGUCUGCCAACAACAUCCACGAUGUCCACGCCCCACACUGCACCCAACGCACAUGUCCACCACCGAACGUGUACUGA